ACUUAGGUGGAGGCCGCGCCCGGAGGGGAGGAGUCGGGGCCGGCCCAGCGGCUGGGCUCGGCCGGGCCACACAAGGCCCCCCAGAACCGAGCUGGCUCGUCCUCACACCCCAGGGCAGUGCCCCUUUUCUGAGUGACCCCGCAUCGCGAGCAAACGCCAGCUUCGUGACGUCACAACCCUGCCCAUCCCCUCAGCUUGAUGACACCUGGAGCUCCAGCUCCCCGCUUCACUUCGCGCGCCCUUAGUGUCCCAUUCACGUAGCCCACGGCUGAGCGCCGGCGGCACUGCACGGAACCUGCCAAGCUAGAAGACUUGCUGCGGGAAAACUCCUAGGACUUCUUUCGCAAACUCUAGGGUGUUGGGAAGCGUCACAAUCACUGCCUUCAAGUCUAAUCGGCCAUCCCAAUGCACUGUCAGACGCUGCCCUUUUAAGAACCCAGCAGUGAUGUGGAGGUGGAGACCCACAGGAGCCCCGGACUUCACCUGAGCUACCUCAGUGGUCACCAAGAGUGGCAAGAUAAAGAAAACCCUGAGUUGGGCGGGACCAGGAUGCCUGACCGGGACAGCUAUGCCAACGGUACCGGGAGCAGCGGUGGAGGCCCUGGAGGCGGUGGCAGCGAGGAGGCCAAUGGCGCAGGGGCAGGGAGUGGCGGGGCCAGCUCAGAUGCCAUCUGUAGAGACUUCUUGAGGAAUGUGUGCAAGCGCGGCAAGCGUUGCCGAUAUCGCCACCCAGACAUGAGCGAGGUGUCCAACUUGGGGGUGAGCAAAAACGAGUUCAUCUUCUGCCAUGACUUCCAGAACAAGGAGUGUAGCCGCCCAAAUUGCCGUUUCAUCCAUGGCUCCAAGGAAGAUGAGGACGGCUAUAAGAAGACAGGAGAGCUUCCCCCACGGCUGAGGCAGAAAGUAGCAGCUGGCCUUGGCCUUUCACCGGCUGACCUACCAAAUGGCAAGGAGGAGGUCCCUAUCUGCCGUGACUUUCUCAAGGGUGACUGUCAGAGAGGAGCCAAGUGCAAGUUCCGUCACCUGCAACGGGAUUUUGAGUUUGAUGGUCGGGGUGGAGGAGGCACUGGUGGGGGCUCAACAGGCUCAGUCCUCCCAGGACGACGUCAUGAUCUCUAUGAUAUCUAUGACCUUCCUGACAGGGGCUUUGAGGACCAUGAGCCAGGCCCAAAACGCCGGCGAGGUGGAUGCUGCCCCCCUGAUGGCCCUCAUUUUGAGUCAUAUGAAUAUAGCUUGGCUCCACCGCGAGGGGUGGAGUGCAGACUGCUAGAGGAGGAGAAUGCCAUGCUCAGGAAGCGGGUAGAGGAGUUAAAGAAGCAGGUCAGUAACCUGCUGGCCACCAAUGAGGUAUUACUGGAACAAAAUGCUCAGUUCCGCAAUCAGGCCAAGGUCAUAACCCUGAGCUCCACUGCACCAGCGACUGAGCAGACUCUGGCCCCCACUGUGGGCACUGUUGCCACUUUUAACCAUGGCAUUGCCCAGACUCACACUACUCUCAGCAGCCAAGCUCUACAGCCUCGUCCAGUGUCCCAGCAAGAACUGGUGGCCCCUGCUGGAGCUCCAGCUGCUCCCCCAACUAAUGCUGCACCUCCUGCUGCUCCACCACCCCCACCCCCACACUUGACCCCAGAGAUCACGCCACUGUCAGCUGCCCUGGCUCAAACAAUUGCCCAGGGAAUGGCACCCCCACCUGUCUCCAUGGCUCCUGUGGCUGUAUCUGUGGCUCCUGUGGCCCCUGUGGCUGUAUCGAUGGCCCAACCCUUGGCAGGAAUCACAAUGAGCCACACCACCACUCCCAUGGUGACUUACCCUAUCGCUUCCCAGAGCAUGCGCAUCACGGCCAUGCCACACUGAUGGGGCUAAUGGACACUCCCCUGGUAUAGCCUCGCAGGGCUGGGGUCAGGGGGCCCUUGUCCACUCACCUAGCCUUCCCCAGCCCUGUCUGAAGGGCUCCUUUGAGAACUAGGACAAGAGACUACAAGGAGUAUGUCCUGAGGAGGGGUUGGGAUGGUGUCUUUUCUCUCACCUCCCUUUUAUGAGGGUCCUCUUGUCCAUCUUCAAGCCUCACAGUGGGGGCUUGCAGAGGAGUGCAGACUGAAGCCAGCAGAGAGGAAGGACUGACUGAGGGGCUGUGUCCUUUUAUGGGAAUUCGGGAACAUCCCUCGUCUUGUCCUGUCUUCUGCACAGCACAGGUUCCAGCACUGGUUUUGGAAGAAAAAAAUACCCUGCCCACAGAGAAAGCCAGGAAAGAUUGGGAAGUGGGUGGUCAGGAGAGAAGGCCUGAUAGGAGCCUUCAGACAAUUUGGGUCCUGGUUGGUUGGGUUGGACAGUAACAGGAAUUGCUUCUGGGCCCUAGGAAGGCUGGGACCAUAGUGCUCCAGCCCAAAGUCCAGGGGAGCAUUCAUUACCCUAGUUUGACCUGAAAAUCCAUAGGGCAGGGCCCACUACUUUCCAAAGAAAUAAAAGAACAAUUAUUUUUAACAAA
Pongo pygmaeus (Bornean orangutan) is the source of this 2485-nucleotide messenger RNA. It is a transcript of the gene ZC3H10, whose product is annotated as zinc finger CCCH-type containing 10. Gene Ontology annotation, molecular function: RNA binding; metal ion binding. The coding region runs from base 550 to 1854 and encodes 434 amino acids. NCBI's taxonomy places the organism in Eukaryota, Metazoa, Chordata, Mammalia, Primates, Hominidae. The record is from RefSeq and is a predicted model, not a curated record. Gene Ontology annotation, biological process: regulation of RNA splicing. The transcript is spliced from 3 exons.